UUGCGACCAGCGGCGGUCGAAGCGGCGAGGAUGGGCGGUCGGAGGAGCAGAACAGAAACCUUUUGUCCGUCGAAUUCAACACCCGACUCUUUCUUUCUUCUCUUAUUCAUCUUCUUAUUGUCUGUCUGUUGCUUGAAUUGCUCAGAAGCAAAGCUUUUACACAGACAUAUAAGCCCAUUCUCAGCAUCUCCUCUCCUCAUCAGCAGAUUUCCAGUUUUUCCGUGCUCGGGUUCUGCUCACUUCUCUCUCAACUUCCUGUCCACGACUUAUCUCGACCGCGACAGAAUAUUCCAAUCCAAUCAAAACCCACACAAUCUCUUAUAAGUUAGAAAAUGGCUUCCCGUGCUAUUAUCCGGUCUACUCAGAGCCAGCUGGCGGCGAGCGUCAAGUGCUCGGCCGUUGCUAAGCCUCUCGGAUCCGCGGCUGUCUUUGACCAGAAGCGGUACGCGUCCAACUUCUACACCACCGACAACACAUACAAGGUCCCCGACUUUAGCCAUUACCUCAAGAAAGGCAAGGGCGACGACACCUCGCGCGUGUACUCAUACUUCAUGAUUGGCUCCCUGGGCCUUCUCUCCGCCGCCGGCGCAAAGGCCACCGUCCAGGACUUUUUGUCAAACAUGUCCGCCUCCGCCGACGUCCUCGCGCUCGCAAAGGUCGAGGUCGAUCUCUCGUCGAUCCCCGAGGGCAAGAACGUCAUCAUCAAGUGGCGCGGCAAGCCCGUCUUCAUCCGCCACCGCACCUCGCACGAGAUCGCAGAGGCGAACGCCGUCAACGUCGCGUCCCUCCGCGAUCCCCAGAACGACGCGGACCGUGUGAAGAAGCCCGAGUGGCUUAUCAUGCUCGGCGUUUGCACUCACUUGGGUUGUGUGCCUAUCGGUGAGUCGGGCGAGUUUGGCGGUUGGUUCUGCCCUUGCCACGGUUCCCACUACGAUAUCUCCGGCCGUAUCAGAAAGGGUCCCGCCCCUCUCAACCUCGAGAUCCCCGAAUACGAAUUCUCGGCCGAGGACAAGCUCACCAUCGGUUAAACCCUCUUCAUCUUCUCAUCUCUUCUAUUUCAAUUCCCUUUCUUCCUUUCAAUUUCUAGUUUUCUCCCUUUUCAUUUUCAUAUAUAAAUUGGACAAAAAAAUACGAUAUAAACGUGCUUUGUGUGUUAGUUAGUUUAGUUGUCAUUAAUCAUAAUUUCUCAUUUACGAUGCAUGUAUAUUUGUGAAUAUAUGUACAUUUCUUAUAUCUUCUGGCCGUGCGUAGAUUUGCUAUCUUCGUGUGUCGGAUACCGCUUGGAUAGCUGUAGAUGGGGGGUGUCUUUUGGUAAGUCUGAAGAUUCGUAUAUCUGUACACGGUAGAGAUUGUGAUUGUAUAUUACUAUUACUAUUACUAUUACUAUUACUAUUACUAUUACUAUUACUAUUACUAUUACUAUUACUAUUACUAUUACUAUUACUAUUACUAUUACUAUUACUAUUACUAUUACUAUUACUAUUAC
This is a messenger RNA of Myxozyma melibiosi, 1486 nucleotides long. Its product is annotated as ubiquinol-cytochrome c reductase iron-sulfur subunit mitochondrial precursor. The transcript has 3 exons. Gene Ontology annotation, biological process: mitochondrial electron transport, ubiquinol to cytochrome c. Gene Ontology annotation, cellular component: membrane. Gene Ontology annotation, molecular function: 2 iron, 2 sulfur cluster binding; quinol-cytochrome-c reductase activity. Bases 333 to 1028 code for a protein of 231 amino acids. The record is from RefSeq and is a predicted model, not a curated record. Lineage: Eukaryota; Fungi; Ascomycota; Lipomycetes; Lipomycetales; Lipomycetaceae.